Molecule: messenger RNA, 751 nt
Organism: Musa acuminata subsp. malaccensis (wild Malaysian banana)
Lineage: Eukaryota; Viridiplantae; Streptophyta; Magnoliopsida; Zingiberales; Musaceae
Product: glycine-rich cell wall structural protein
Source: RefSeq, a predicted model, not a curated record
CCAAACCCGCGUUGAGCACCACAGUCUAUAUUGCGUUGUCUGCCCGUCACGCCUCCAGCUGUCUUCCUUUACUCUUCUCUAUCCUUCCACUACAUCCCUGCUUGCUUUACAAGACUGCGGACUCCAUUCUCCUCCCGGAAUUCCAAGCUGAAGCAGUAGAAGAACCAACACAGAGAGCAGAGAGAAGAGAGAAUGGAGAAAACUAGCCUUCUCCUCGUCCUCGUCCUCGUCCUUGCCACCGCGGACGACCUGGAAGCGGAGCUCCCCAAGGGCAAGGGCCACGGCGAAGACGACGAUGGAGCCGGCAUCCCCUGGUUCGGUGCCGACCCGGGCAGGUUCUUCGGCCACGGCAGCCGGUUCCACGUCCCGGCCGGGAUCGGUGGCGGGUGGGGCGGCGGCUUCGGCGGCCCUUCCGGCGGGUACGCGCGCGGUGGCGUGGUUCGGCCCUCCGUCGUCUGCUCCGAGAAGGGGCCCUGCCACAAGAAGCGGGUGACCUGCCCAGACAGUUGCUUCACCUCCUUCAGCCGCUCCGGCAAGGGAUACGGCGGUGGAGGCGGCGGCGGCAGGUGCACCAUCGACUGCAAGAAGCGGUGCAUCGCCUACUGUUGACCGCGGAGCCUCAGCCACCACGUGUCGCGGGCUCCCCUCUAGUAAUAUGGUAAUGCCGUGUAACUCUAAUGACAGUUAUAUAUAUAUAUAUAUAUAUAUAUAUAUAUAUAUGAAUAAAAGAGGGACUUAUCUUACUUAAUAA